AUGAAAACUACAAACAAGGCCUUGAGUGGUACAGGAGUCACAUGCCCGAGUCAAGGGAAGAUCAGUUACCUGAAAAUCUCCUGGCUACUUCACCUCAGACUGUUCUUAGGAGUGUGUACAAGUGGUCAAGAGAUGUUAAGCUCUAAGUGAUUGUGCGAGAUCCCAUGGUAAGAGCUAUCUCAGAUUAUACACAACUUUUAUUGAACAAAAACAACUCUUUCCUUCCAAAAUUCGAGGAAUUUGUCACAAAGGAGGUAACU
Molecule: messenger RNA, 260 nt
Organism: Pocillopora meandrina
Lineage: Eukaryota; Metazoa; Cnidaria; Anthozoa; Scleractinia; Pocilloporidae
Source: the annotation of a GenBank genome assembly